Molecule: messenger RNA, 954 nt
Organism: Diaporthe citri
Lineage: Eukaryota; Fungi; Ascomycota; Sordariomycetes; Diaporthales; Diaporthaceae
Exons: 4
Coding region: 1-954 (317 amino acids)
Biological process (GO): mitotic DNA damage checkpoint signaling; protein phosphorylation
Cellular component (GO): nucleus; cytoplasm
Molecular function (GO): protein serine/threonine kinase activity; ATP binding
Source: RefSeq, a predicted model, not a curated record
AUGGCCCAACCAAAUUUCCUCAAGGGUCAAUCAGGCCGCAUCUAUACUAUUGAAAAGGUUCUCCAGGAGAAAGAACUUCCACCAAGCCAUGUAUACCUUGCAAGCGCCGAAGACCAAAAGUUCGUUCUGAAAAACGUGUCCAGGACUAGCUUCAUCGACUACCAGGAAAUUUAUCGAAGUCUUCAUGACUGUCCCAACCUACGUGUCUCUUGUGACACUAUACCAGAUCAAUCAACCUUUGUCUACAAGUAUUUCAGCGAUCAUCUCUUGAGUCUAGCUCAGGAGAAGCCCCCGUUACCGAUGGUGAAGCGUAUUCUGAAGGAUGCACUGCGGGGGCUCGCGGAUUUACACGAGAAAGACAUUGUCCACACUGACAUCAAACCGAACAACAUCCUGAUCCAGCGGCAGAACGCUGAGGCCCUGAAAAUCGAUCAAGUACAGCUAGCUGACUUGGAAGAUUCUGCUCAUGUCCCGCCGAAUUGCGACAUAGUUGGGAAGCAAGCGGGUAACUGGAUGUGGCGGAGCCCAGAAGCUCAUGCGUCAGGCCCUGUGAACAAGCCCUCGGAUAUGUUUUCUUUCGGUAUUGUGUGUAUUUACGCUGUUCAUCAGAGAGUUAUAUUUGCUGUUGACGAGAAUGAGUUGGGCGAUGGCGAAGACGUUCUGGCACAUGUUCUCGAACGACAGAUUUCCUAUUUCGCCGACAAAGAAGGGCUGGCCGGGCUAUUGAGGCAUCUUGGCGAUAGUCCAUGGGUAGAAGUCUUCGGCGUUCUCCGAGACGGCUUCAAGGCUGAUAAUCCACGCAAGCCAUUUUCUCUGUGGCAGGGUGUCGACGAAGGACUGAAGGACUUAGUUGGCCGGUUGACAAAUUUUGAUCCUGCAAAGAGGCUCACAGCACGUGAAGCUCUGGACCACCCUUGGUUUUCUUAUGGGCAAGAAAGUCUCAGGAAAGCCUGA